This is a messenger RNA of Colletotrichum siamense, 5385 nucleotides long. RefSeq lists its product as uncharacterized. The transcript is spliced from 9 exons. Lineage: Eukaryota; Fungi; Ascomycota; Sordariomycetes; Glomerellales; Glomerellaceae. The coding region runs from base 1 to 5385 and encodes 1794 amino acids. Gene Ontology annotation, molecular function: protein binding. The record is from RefSeq and is a predicted model, not a curated record.
AUGUCUCUCCCUCACCUUCAGGAGUUACCAGCUCCUCAUGUGGAGCUGGUGAAUUAUAUCCACGACCACCCGGAAAAGACGAUGAUUGACAUCAUGGAACCCUAUCGCAAGUAUGAGGGUCAGCUUCGUUCUGUCUUCGCCCAGGACCGCAAGAACCCGGCUCUUGACGACCCUCACAUCAAUCUUGUGCCAUUGUUCAACGAAAACACCAAGAACAUCAAGGUUCGAGCGCGUUCUCUGGACUCUGAAACUCAAGAGGAGAAGGACCGCUACAUAAUGGCCCUUCCAGAUGAUAAGCGACGACUCAAUGGCUCUCCUGCCGUGGUCUCGUCCCUCAAGGAGUUCCAGAAGAACUUCAACGUGUUCUCCGAAUCCUCCCUCGUCGAUAUGAAUUGGGAUAACGUCGUUGCCGCUGGAUCCUCCGUCAUCAACACCCUUCUGCCGGUCCCCGCUGAGUUCAACACUUCCAAGCGCAAACUUCGGGAAUACUACCACGAGAAGUUCUGUCCGGCAUCUGACGUUGAUCUCUUCCUCUACGGACUGACCCACGACGAAGCCAUUGAGAAGAUCAAGGAGAUUGAGACUGCGGUUCGAGACGCCAUUUUGACUGAGGUCACUGUCGUUCGCACCAAAUAUGCCAUCACGAUUGCCUCUCAAUACCCCACUCGACACAUACAGAUUGUCUUGCGCGUGUAUAAAUCCAUUGGAGAGAUUCUCACUGGUUUCGAUAUCGACGCGGCCGGUGGAGCCUACAACGGAAAGCAAGUUUGGGUGACUCCGCGAGCUUUGGGCAGUUUCAUCACUCAGAUCAACCACAUCGACCUCACUCGUCGAAGCCCUUCCUAUGAAAACCGUCUGUCCAAGUACAGUCAUCGCAACUUCGAAGUCUACUGGCCUGAUCUCGAUCGCAGCCGCAUCGAUCCAACCAUUUUCGAGCGUAGUUUUCAGAGAACCCUCGGCCUGGCUCGUCUGUUGGUCCUGGAACGACUCCCCACAUCAUCCGUUCGUGACGAAUACCUCAACAAACGGAGGCAGGAGAGAGGUCGUCCAGCAGCAAAUCGCUACAACCCCCACCAGCUAUUUGGCAACAUCAAAGACAGCCACGAGGAUGAAGUUGCAGACUGGGUUGAUGAGACCGACGUGUCCAACUACCAUACAUUCACAGUUCCCUACGGCCAGCAUUUCCAUGCGAAGAAGAUUGAGAAGCUUUGUUACACUCGAGAUUUGCUCCUCAACGCCGAGUGGAACCAACCCAAGGAGAGGGAAGUCCACCUUCACCGACAUCCUGCCUUCUUUGGUCGCGUUGAGGAUGUCAUCGAAGAUUGCUGUGGCUCCUGUCCCAAACCAUCAACCCCGGAGGAGGUAGAGGCGGCCGAGAAGGAGGCUGAGAUUUACAUCUCUGGCAAGGUCUCAUUCCUGAUCGACGAUCCCGGACGACAGCAAAUCGGUUCCUUCAACCCUCUCAACGAGGAUGACUGGACAGACAUGGCCUACGUCGGAAACACAGCGCGUCUCUCCCAGAGUAUUGUGGACGGCGAUAUCAACGAAGUUUUGGACUGGUUAUCCCAGGAAGGGGCCGACCCAAACAAGAGGUCACACACUGGGUUUGCAGCAUUGCAUCUGGCUGUGAUGGGCUCGACGCCUGAUAUUGUUCGUUGUCUUGUCGAGCACGGAGCUAGGUUGACUGCUCGUCUCGCUGAUGGCCGGACCGCUCUCCACCUUGCUGCCGAGCGAGGCAAUGUAGACAUGAUCAAGAUUCUCAUGGAGAAGAGCAUUGCGAACGAGGAAGAAGAGGACGAGAAACAGGAUCGCCGCCGCAAAGACAUGCGUAAUAAGUUGCAAGAUGGCUCCUCCCGGAGCGUCCCCGAAGAUGACGCGUCAAUGAAGGGGAGCACCAACAACGAGGGCGAUGACGAGGACUCUGACAUUGACAUGGUCGAUGCCGGCAACACCGAAGCUGAUUCUAUGGCUACAGGAUCCUUCGUCAAGGUCAAAGAUGAAGACAAGAGCAAGGAAGAUCUCGUGCUGGAGGAAUCCACCGACGAGCCCGACUUUUACAAGAUUGACGUCUUGGCUUGGGAUAUCCCCUGCUCCCCCCUUCACCUAGCAAUUUCGGAAGGACACGAAGAGGCCGUCAAGGCCCUCUGUGAGUUCGGAAGCGACGCUCUUCUCCCAGUCAAAUUCCUCGACUCUGAGAAGCAACCCACAGCCGCAAUUCUUACCCUUGCGCUUGCCCUAUCGCUACCUGUCGAGAAGGCUAAGUCUAUGGCUCUCUUGUUAUUGAAGCUGGGCGCUACUUCAUCUCAAGCGGAUCUCAACGGGUGCACCGCCUUCCACCGCUACGUUGAAAACGGUAGCCAGGAGAUGAUUGAUGCGCUGUGGGAGCAUGAUAAGGCCGGUCUGAAGACUGCUCUAAACCACAUGGUGUUCGGCAGCCGCUACUGGGACCCCCAGGCAAUUGCUCCUCUUCAUACAGCCAUCGAGAAUGGAGACUCAAUCUUGGUGCUCAAGCUACUCGAAGCUGGCGCUAAUCCUCAGAUCGACUUCGACACCUGGCUGAAGGCAGUCAAAUUCUCCAAGGCAUCCAACCGACUAAGUACCUAUGAGGAAAACAAGAAGCUGUUCCAGCGGUCAGUGACACAGCCCCUGAUCGUUGCCAUCAGGGGAUGUUCCGACCCGGAAAUAGCCCUCAAACUCCUCGAGAACGGCGCAGACCCCAACACUUUGACCAACGAAUCACACCAGGUCAUCUCGGACGAAUGGCAACGACGAUACAAUAAGGGCCAGUCUAUUCUGGAUCUCGUGCGAAACCAGCUGAAGCACCUGCGCGAGUACAAGGGCGAGAAGACGUCUCUCAAGAAGCCUUCUUUACCCGGCGGCAUCGAGGGCUUCCUCCGAACGUACGAAGAGGGGACUUACCAGCAUUGGAUGUUCUCUCAGAACAUUGAAUACCACAAGGCAAGCUAUGAAAGAAACCUCGAACGGUACGAAGAAGAGAAGAAGAAGUACGCAGAGAUUAAGGGUGCGUCUGAGAAGAUGGAAGCCAUUAAGGACGUCAUCGCAACGCUCGAGAAGGUGGAGAAGACCAUCAUUGACAAGGGCGGCAAGACGUUCGAGGAGCUGUACCCCGAUAUCAAAGCUCCCGAAGACAACUCGAGCAAUCGUGCUUCUUCGCCUGAGGAGAGACUCAACCUAUACGACUACAACAUUUCUUUCAGCGGCGUGACUGACGUCACUGAAACGAGGAGGGCUGCCUACCUGGAGAUGUUUGAGGCUGCAUGGGCCGGAAAUGUGGACAAGAUCAAGAGUCUUACUUUGCAAGCUUGGGGCAAGGAUCAAGAUGAGCCACCGCUGAAAAUCUCUGUCAACGACGAUAGACAGAACACGCCUUUUUCAUUGGCGUUUCUUCGCGGUCAUCACGACGUAGCAUCGGCAAUCUUGGAGAUUGUCAUGGCUCAGUACGCCCCAGAGGAUGAGGAGGCAACCCGGUACAAGCUGGACAACGGCAAUUGCGACGACGAGGACGAGGAGUCCUACGAAAGCGACGCAGAUUCCAGUGACGAACCCAAGAUCAUUUCAGAGAUCGUCGAUAAGAAGUUCACGAUUGAGAACAUUGGUCAGGUGUCGAUGCAAGUCAAGUCGACUGUCAAGCCCAUCGAGUUCUUGACUGAAAGCGUGGAAACCUUUGCGAUGGCGAACGGCAAGCCGUGGAACACUUGUAGACAAUCCCUGUUCAUGUUUGUCGUGCAACAAGACGACCAAGCCGGAUUGAAGGUACUCCUCGACAUGGCCACCCACUUCGCUGGCCAGAAGCUCAUCGACGGCCGACGCGGCGAGGAAGAAGAGGAUGUCGGAGGGCGCUUCUCUUUCCCGGAAGAUGCCUUCCUUCGGGCUGUCCAAGAAGGCAGAACCACAGUUUUGGCCGAGAUCAUCAGCCGAACCGGCGCGGGCAUCCCGCUGGACGACCUUGUCAAGAAGAGUGGCAUCGAGAUGAAGAGGAAGCCGAGAUAUUAUCAGGGAUUGACGGUCUACGGAAAGAAGAGGAAGGACUGGGCAACAGCAGGGCGCAACAUGGUUGUCAGGUCGACCGGGAUGAAGACGCCGCCCCUCCUCCAUGCUGCCCUCAAUGGCAACAUUGCCAGUGUGGAAUGGUUCCUCAGCGAUGCCCCGCAUCGCCAUUACACCGACUUUGGAAAGUCCAAGAUAGCCCGGGAAGAUCCCAGGCUGAAGCACCUCAGCCAGUCGCCGGGAGGGUUCGACCGCGCCAUUUCAAAGUGGCUAGGCAUUCAGAAUGAGCUCGUCUUGCACUGCGCCGUGAUGGGACCGUCGAACGAGGCCACCGAUAGGACGGUCAAGUACCUCAUCCAGGCGUGUCCCAACUCCUUGGAGUACAAGUCGACCUCUGGUGAAACGCCCCUCUGGCUCGCCUUCUUCUUUGGCAAACUCGAGAUCGCCAAGAUGCUCAUCAAGGCUGGCGCGAACCAGAUGAUCCGUAACAACGCGGGUGACAACAUCAUCCAUGCUGCCUUGGACUGCUCUCCCAAGGCCUGCAGGCUCCGUCCCAUGCUGGAAGUCGUCGACUCGAGCAUCGUCACCCAUUUGUUCCAGCAGCGCAACAACCUUCACGAAAGCGGCACAACCCCUCUGCACUCGUGGAUCAGCAGUGCCUGUCGAGGAUACCAUUACACCUACAGGAAGUCGUACGACAAUGACGACCAGAUCCUCGAGGUUCUCGGCUUGAUUCUGGAGUACUCCAAGGGCUCCGAGCUGGAGGUGCUCUCAGGUUCCGGCGACACUCCUCUGCACACGGCCGUCAUGUCCCGGAACAAGCUCCUCACCAAAGCUCUGCUCGAAUACAAGCCCAAGCUGUUGUACCGCGAGAACGCCGUCGGCCGCACCCCCGCAGAGAUCGCCCGCGAGGAAGUGACCGGCGAGAAACUCACCGCGCCGGACACCAUCUCCUUCAACUUCAAGAACUACAACAACGACAAGGAACCGCGCGCGCUGGUCAACCGCAAUGCCGACACCUUUGUCGAUUACAAGAACCGCAGUGCCAGGACAACCACGUCCUUGACGGACAAGCAACGGGUCUGGGAGAUUGUCCGCUCUGUCCUCGAGCAGUACCCCGGCAAGCGCCGUCUAGUCUCCCUCAACGAAGCAAACGACGUCGCCAAGCGUCUGGGGGAGAAGUACAACAGCACUCGCUACUUCAACAUCCGGGCGCGUAACGACGAGUAUGCCGACGCCGAAGAGAACGAAGCCAAGGAGGAGAACAAGGAGGAAUUUGCGGCUCACUCUCGGCAGGCAAGAAGUACUCAGGCUUGGUGCUUCCCCGAAGACGAUGCACAGCCCAAGUGUGCGGGCUGCGGGGAGAAACACGCCUGA